Molecule: messenger RNA, 1242 nt
Organism: Mytilinidion resinicola
Lineage: Eukaryota; Fungi; Ascomycota; Dothideomycetes; Mytilinidiales; Mytilinidiaceae
Exons: 1
Coding region: 1-1242 (413 amino acids)
Biological process (GO): regulation of DNA-templated transcription; aflatoxin biosynthetic process
Cellular component (GO): nucleus
Molecular function (GO): DNA binding; DNA-binding transcription factor activity, RNA polymerase II-specific; zinc ion binding
Source: RefSeq, a predicted model, not a curated record
AUGCCCGCAUCUCCAACAACGUUCACAGUACCGCCCACUGGCCCUGGAGCCCCGAAGCUGCGAUCAUCUUGCGAUAGCUGUGGAACAGCCAAGGUCAAAUGCGAUCGUAAUCAGCCCGAAUGUGGGCGCUGUGCUACUCUUGGCCUGGCUUGUGUAUAUGGGCUAUCCCGCCAUUUUGGCAAACCACCAAGGAAGAGGCCUGCCAUAGUUCUUGAUGAAGGGGCCGCCAGAUGCAAGAAGCGUACGACACAUAUCGACGAGAGCCGCAAUCAUCACAUCGCCUCGGACUAUACACAGCCCCAAAGUUUCAACCAGUCUGGGCAACUUGAAUUCUCUAAUUCAACGCCUGACAUGCAUUCAUCUACUUCCGGCCUCGUGAAUCCGUUACGCAUGGACGAGCAGGAUCAAUUUAGCUCAGCUAUUUUCCCCUCACUGUUCCUUGAUGAAUGGCCUCAGAUGGAUGGUUUCGGGUUUGGUCUAGAGAUCCCCUCCGUCCCAAAGAGUUCUGCCACAGAGGGCCGACUAUCAGCUUCCGCAUUGGAGCCCGUUAACUCCAUGAGGAUGGACACCGCCUCUCACAAGUCCCAUAGCUGCCCACGGGAGUCGUACGAGGUUUUUCGGGAUUUGAUCUGCCCGGCACCUGAUCUUCACGUACCCGAAGCACAUUCAGAUCCCGUUUCAGCACAACUAGAUCAGGUACUCUGCUUCACCAGAAACGCCAUCGAUCGUCUUACCCAAAUUCUAAGAUGUCCAUGCGCCAGCUCCGGGCACCGGGUCAUGGUGCACGCCUCUACUAUUUCCCGAAUACUGAUGUGGUACCAACAGGCUGCGGGGUGGACCUGCAGACCGUCUCAGCCGUUAGGAUUGGUCAACUCGCCAACGUCCAGCAGUGUGUCUCCAUAUUCGCCCCCUUCAUAUGAUACAGCAGCCGACACAGAUACAGUAAGCACACCCACACUGGCUCAAUGUACUGGAUUUGUCGUCGAGCAUGUGCCUGUUUCAAUGGGGACGUUCAGCAUUGAAGAUCAGAACAUGCAGGCUGCUAUCAGGACCCAGUUGGUCUUAAGUGAGCUUAAGAAGAUGGCUAAUUUGAUUGACCUCUUCACAUCGCAAGACUCCUGCGAAUCCUCCGCCAGUGGCAUUGCUGGCUUGCAUGCACAUCUGGGAGCAUGGCUCCGGAGUGAGCAUUCGCGGACUGUCAGAAUUUUGACGACGAGGCUCAGUGCUUUGAACGAUAUUUAG